GCCGAACCGUGGCAACCGCUACGUGAGAUCGCGUUCAAAACGUGCCGCCAUGGCGCGAGCUUGUCUCGCGCUGAGCCUCGCAUGGCUUGCCGCAGGCCAAGGUGACUGGGGGUGCGCCCCACGACCAAACGCUUGCGAUGGCCACAGAGAAAGAUUGAACCACAAGGCCUCCGUGAGAAUGGCCCAAAGUUUGGCUGCACCCUUCAUGGUGGACUGGAAUGGCGACGGGCUGCUGGACUUGCUGGUGGGCGAGCAUGAUGGCACUGUGCGAUAUUACGAGAAGUCCAAGACGGACGGCUUGCUGUACCCGAAGCUGGGUAAGGAGAAUUCAUUCAGUGUCAUCAAGCCGAUCGCCUACAACGAGACGAAAGGUCACGGCGCGGCGGCGCCGCUGUUGGUGGAUUGGGAUGGAGAUGGGCACUUGGAGCUUCUGGUGGCAGCGGGAGGCAGGAUUCGGUACUUCAAGAUCAAAGAGGGCGAGUUCGAGGAACAGCUCGGCAAGAAGAGCCCCUUCAAAGACAUCCACAUAGGCUAUGUCGCGCCGCGCUUCAGUGCGGCUGACUGGGACGCAGAUGGCGACGUGGACCUCAUCGUGCCCCGGGGAAGGAGCCUGGCUUACUACGAGCAGGUGAAUGGCACACUGGUGGAGCGAACUGGGGACUUGAACCCCUUCGAUCACGUGAAGGGGGAGUUCAUAGACAACGCCCGGGGCUGGGACGGCACCUACGGCGCUCCCUGGGCCGUGGACUGGGAUGGCGACGGUGACAUGGAUCUGAUCUUCGGUCAAGUGGACGGCACUGUCCUCUACUUCGAGCGCCUUAACAACGCGCACCUGGCACAGAGAAUGGGCACUGCGAACCCCUUUUCCAGGAUUCAGCAGGGCCACUUCGCUGCAGUGCAGGCCAUUGACUACAAUGGCGAUGGGCUUAUAGACGUGCUUACAGGCAACCAGGACGGCGAGGUGGCUCUCUUUGCCCGCGAAAGGGACGUGCACUUGCAAGAGAGGAAGGGCAUUGCCAACCCAUUUCAAGACAUAGGGGCGCUGCCCAGCGCAGUGCCCUCCGCGCUGCUGGUGGACGAGGAGAUGUCGGUGUACUUCAUGUUCCAAGAGACGAACAGGGGGCACGUGAUGCUUUUCAAGCGCCUGGAGGACGGCCGUUUCCAGAACCUCACCAGCGAUCGCCCUCCCUCGGUGGCCAUGGACGCAGUGUGGCUUCAAGCAGGCCAGGCACAGUACCUCGACUGGAACGGCGACGGCCUGGAAGACAUGCUGGUGAUUUAUCACAACGGCACAAUAAUCUACCAGGAGAACCGCGACGGCGCGCUGGUGGAGCUCCAGGGCCCGGAGAACCCCUUCGACGGCCUCAGCUUCGGCUCCGCCUUCUCGGACACCAACGUCUCAGGCUUCUUGCCGCUGGACAUGAACGCCGAUGGCCGGAAGGAAUUGUUGGUGGCCGAGUGGGGCCUCAAACCCUUGAGGUUCUUCGAGACCGGCUGGUGCGAGAUUUCGGACCCCUGCAAUGCCAGAGGGGUGUGUCUGAAAGUCACCGGCCAGUGCUCCUGCAUGCUGGGCUACAGUGGCUCAGAUUGCACCCACUGCAGCGGAGGCUUCUUCACGGAGCGCAGCGCCAAGCCCAGCGAGUUCCCCGGCUUCGCCUGCCGCGCCUGUCCCGGAAAGCUCUCGGGCAAUGGGACUUGCAGCAGUCGCGGCACCUGCCAGGAUGAUGAUGCAGCCCACAAGCUGGCAAAGGAGACGGAGGGCCUCUCUCAGCUGCAACUGGCGUUCCUGCGCGGCAACGGCUCCUGCAGCUGCUCCGAGAAUUUCGCCGGCGAGAACUGCGCACAAGGCGAGUGUCCCGCCGGCAUGGUGUACGAGGACGCGGCCAUCAUUGCCCACUGUGAGAAAUGCAGCCCGGGCUUCUUCAAGUCAGAGCCGGGGAAUCUGCUGCCUUGCCGCAUGUGCCAGUCGAACCACUACGCGCCCUCAUAUGGCGCUGCAAAAUGCACGGAGUGCAUUGGCUCGCUUUUUAUCUUUUCGGUGAACAAGGAUCACACCACCUGCACCAUGGACGUGUCAGCUAGCUUGCCAGUGCUGGUGGGCAUCCUCUGCUGGACCCUGGUCUUCUACUUCGCGCCGAUGGUUUUCGGUCUGCCCGUCAUUGUCUCGGACAUCUCCCUGGGGCCUCAUCUGCCCAGCGAGCAACGCAAGGAAGAGGGCCGGUCCUCGAGCUUCUUGAGGAGUUGGUUUAAUACUCCCCCCGUGGAUGAGAGCGAGAACUUGCAGUGCGUCAAGGUGAAGUCUCAUGGCACUCACAACCUUCUCAGGGGCCAGCGUGCCACCAUCUUCUUUCGCGGCACCGGGGAUCCCAGGCUGGACACCAAGCGCUUCGACUACAAGGUCGAGGGUGUCACGCACCACGAGCUGCUGUUGCUUCACCUGGACGGCACUCCUGUGACCAGCAACCACGACUCUUCCACAGGCACGCUUCAGGUCAAGCACCAGCACGCGAUGCUACGCAUGGGGAUGCUGGGCUUGCCCUUCAUCAUUUGGACCUUGUUGCCGAUUGCUGGCUACGCAGGUUUGGUGGCGUAUUUGAACAGCAGCGACAAGAAGUUCAUGCCUAGCACUAGCAGCCUUCACGUGGCCAUCGGCUGCCUCAUCUCCAUCCUGCUGCACAGCUUCCGGUACCGCAACCUCGCGCGCACGCGGCUCAAGAAGGACAUCCUGCACUUCAUCAAGCGGCUGAAGGGCAAGAAUCCCAACCCAACCCGCUGCAGCAGAGGGCCUACGCGGGCCAUCACGGCAGGACAGCUGAAGGAGUUUGAUCACUUCUUCCACGGGUACCACGGCUCCAACAGAACUAUGUACUACGUGUGCCACAACAUCAUCCUGCAGCUCACUCAUCCCUUCAAGCUCUCCUACGCGGAGCUCGCUGGGCCUACCACAGUGAGCUGGUUCGUCUCCCACUACUGGGGGACUUCCUUCCGCCACUUUGUGGAUACAGUCAGCAAGCACAGCGAGGAGGUCCCCCCAGCCGGGCGGAGGCCCUCGCAGCAGUCCUACUGGAUCUGCAGUUUCAGCAACAACCAGUGGGCAGUUGAAGAGGAAGUCGGCAAGAAUUGGGACGAGUCCUCCUUCUACCUGGCCAUGCGGAGCCAUGCUUGCAAGGGAACCGUCAUGGUCUUCGACGAGGACGCGCUGCCCCUGAACCGCUCCUGGUGCCUUUUUGAGCUUCUGCAGACGCACCACUUCAAACAGACGCGGGACAGCUUCGAAGGGCUACUGCUUUGCUCAGCGAACGGGGUGAUGAACCGGGGCAACGGCUCCUUCGACCUGGCCAUCAAGGUGAGCCACAAGUUGGCGAAUCUGGACCUCCGGGAGGCCAAAGCCAGCAAGGAGUCCGACAAGCUGAUGAUCGAGGAGCUUGUGCGGCGACAGGCGGGCUUCAAGAACGUCCGGAGCUUCCUGACCAGCGCGGUGGAGGAGGUCCUCUAUGCUACCCGAGAGAAGUUCCAGGACAAGAUGACGGAGCUGCGGACAUCUUUGGAGCUGACGCAGAGCGAUUCACCCACGAACAUGCUGCGUUACCAGGUGCCGGACAGGGAGUGUCAGGAGACCGUGGAGCUCUCCCCCGAAGUGCGACCAGCCUUGCUGGGCUCCCUGCGGAAGGCCUACACCACAAGCCUCAAGAGCUUGGAGUGGGUUUUGAAGAGAUCUGGAAGUGCAAACUCCUCCGACCCAAGAACUCCUGUCCAAGAUGACUUGGAGGCGGCCAUCAAAGAGGAAGAGGAAGAUGAGGAUGAUGCUUGCGACGAGGAAGGCAUCACGGGUGUCCUACCAAAGACCGCGCCAAAAAAGGAGAAGGAGGACGGCAUCACUGGUGUCCUACCCCAGACCGCGCCGCACAAGGAGACAGAGGUUGCCAUCACUGGUGUCCUACCAAAGAUCGCGCCGAAAAAGGAGAAGGAGGCUGAAGAGGACGCGGUGCCGAAGCUUACGUUGAAGGAUUUGUAGAGGCUGUGAUCGCCUAAUUCAACUGCACGCGUGGUUUUCAGACACAGACGAUGGCGCAGAUCAUCGAGUGAAGAUGUUUUCGGAAAGGAUCUCAGCGCAAAUAUGUGCAGAUCCCAUGUUUGGCAAUCGAGUCUGAGGUAGCCGGACACCUGCAAGUUUCUCACGUGCUUCCAAGACCAGCGUUCGAACAGGCGGCAUCAAG
Messenger RNA from Effrenium voratum, 4217 nucleotides. The record is from the annotation of a GenBank genome assembly. Lineage: Eukaryota; Dinophyceae; Suessiales; Symbiodiniaceae.